AUGGAAAGGAUCGGUGGAGAAGAUAGUAUGUAUCAACCCAGAGCUGUUAAUGAAACUCGACUAACUCAUUCACAGAAUUCAGAACUAUUCACGUUAACUUAUGGAUCACUCGUGGCUCAAUUAUGUCGAGACUUUGAAAACAACUAUCGUGAAGUCAACAACCAGCUCGACAAGAUGGGCUACAACAUUGGAUGCAGACUAAUUGAAGAAUUCCUUGCCAAGACAGGUAUCCAGAGAUGCUCCUCAUUCAAAGAGACUGCUGACGUAAUAUCAAAACUAGGAUUCAGACUAUUUCUCAACAUUCAACCACACGUGGAAAACUGGUCCAAUGAUAACAAGGUUUGCAGUUUGAUAAUACCAGAACCGAACCCAUUAACUGAGUUUGUCGAGUUACCAGUUUCAACUGAUUCUAAAAUUGCAAGAGAAUUGUGGUAUUCACAAAUACUAUGUGGAGUGAUUCGAGGUGCUUUGCAGAUGGUGCAGUUGGAUUGCGAUGUUUACUUUGUUAAGGAUGCGUUACGUGGUGAUGAACGGACAGAGAUGAAGUUGAAGUUGAACAAGGUUUUGAAAGAUGAAGUGCCCGCAGGCGAGGAUUAG
This is a messenger RNA of Lodderomyces theae, 597 nucleotides long. RefSeq names its product TRAPP complex core subunit. Lineage: Eukaryota; Fungi; Ascomycota; Pichiomycetes; Serinales; Debaryomycetaceae. The transcript has a single exon. The record is from RefSeq and is a predicted model, not a curated record. The coding region runs from base 1 to 597 and encodes 198 amino acids. Gene Ontology annotation, cellular component: TRAPP complex; cis-Golgi network membrane; cytosol. Gene Ontology annotation, biological process: intra-Golgi vesicle-mediated transport; endoplasmic reticulum to Golgi vesicle-mediated transport.